Molecule: messenger RNA, 2164 nt
Organism: Ostreococcus lucimarinus CCE9901
Lineage: Eukaryota; Viridiplantae; Chlorophyta; Mamiellophyceae; Mamiellales; Bathycoccaceae
Exons: 1
Coding region: 22-2157 (711 amino acids)
Biological process (GO): ERAD pathway
Cellular component (GO): endoplasmic reticulum membrane
Molecular function (GO): protein binding
Source: RefSeq, a predicted model, not a curated record
CGACACGCGCACACGUGCGCGAUGCGGCGAGCGAUCGCGCGCGCGCGCGUGCGCAAGAAAACGCCGUGGCACCACGUCGUCGUGAUCGUCGCCGCACUCGUCGCGAGCGCGCGUGCCGGCGACGAUGACGAAGUGCAGCACUCGGAAUCUUCGGCGAUUUUAGACGACCACGCGCGCGCGCUCGAGCAACUCAUCGCGCAACCGACGCACACCGCACCGUUGGUUAAAGAUGCUUUCGUGAAACUCGCGAAUCAGGCUCGACACGCGCCGACGUUGCGUGAGUUGCGCGAGAAAGCGUUGACUGUGGGAUCGGGCACCGUCGAGCAGGCGCUCGCGGAGGAUGAUAUCGAAGGCGCAGACGAACGAGAUCGAUGGAUUGCCGCGCGCGAGGCGCUUUACGCGCUCAGCGCGCUCGGUAAAGUGGGACUGGUCGACGAGGACGCGUUCGUGGGGGAGACAGCGAGCGGUGAGGAUGACUACGGCGCGUUUGAGAGGUUGACGGAGACUGGAAGCGAGACGUGGUACCAGUCGGCUCUGCAGCGAGCUGCGCUCAUGGGGGACGAUUGGGCGCGCACUGCGCUUGGAUUUAGGUUAUGGAAAGGAUUCGAUGGCGUGGAAAAAGACGAGGAGCGAGCGUUGUCGAUGUUGCGCGAUGUGGCGACGACUGGUUUAGGGAGAGGCCCGACGACGUACGAGCUCGAAGCACCGAGCGGCGCCGAGUGGUUGCGCGAUCGGGAUCGAGACGCCGGCUGGUAUUCCGAGAGUAUCGCGGCGAAAGCAGCAGAUCAAGUGGCCAUGGAAAUCGAUGCAGCAGCGCGAGGAGAUGAUGGGGCGCAUGCGCAGUUGGGAUACCGAGCGCUCGUUGGUGGGCGAGGCGUCGAACAGAACGAGAGAGCCGCGUUUGAACACUUCGUGGAAGCUGCGCGUCGACGCGGUGGGGGACUGCCUGAAGCACACUACAACCUGGGAUUCAUGUACAUGAACGGUAUGGGUACAGAGAAAAAUUACACCGCCGCGCGCGAAGAAUUCUUGCGCGCAAUAUCCAAGGGCCAAAUCGCGCCGGCGUACAACGGUUUGGGCGUUCUCGCAUUCAACGGUUUGGCGAGUGAGCAAAACUACACUGAAGCGAUGCUUUAUUUCACAGCAGCAUCAAAAUUGGAAGAUCCCGAUGGUUAUUUCAAUCUCGCACAAAUGUACACCGCCGGUCACGGCGUUGAGGCAAAUGCGACGUACGGUUUGGAAAUCAUGGAAAAGGCGAGCGAACUCGGACAUUGGCGAGCGCCCUACGAGCUCGGAAUGGUUUACGCUCUCGGCGAAGUCGUGGAAAAGAAUGUGACGAAAGCCGCGAGAUACUUUCACAUUUUCAUCGAGGAACGCUUCAACUGGGCUGAGCAUCGAAAUGAGGCCAUCGAAGAAGUUUUGCUUCACCAGAAUCCUUGGGGCGCUCUCGUUCGAUACGCACUCGUGUCGUCACUCGGAAGUGAAUCCGCCGCGAAUAACGUGGCGUGGUUAUUGCGCAAAACUGACGCGUACACGAGUGAGAACAAGUUUGAACUCGCCGCGCGCAUGCUUCGCGAGAUUAUUUACUGCUACGCGUCCCCCGAGGCUCGAGUGGAUUUAGCGGGCUUGCUGUCGGAGCGCAAAGUGCGACCAGACUUGACGUUUGAUCUGAAAGAUCACUACGAUCAACUCGUCCCAAACGCCUCGACUUAUGAAAUUGCCGCCACAGGGCAUUUGUCGGUCGCCGCAUUCGGCGAAAAGCCGUACGCAGAGGCGUUGGUAAAUCUUGGUUGGGCGCAUUUGUUCGGUCGCGGCGUCGCAAUCAACGCGAGUCGAAGCCUUGAACUGUUUGCUGCGGGUGCAGCAGCCUCGGAGACCUCGUACGAAGCUACACCAUGCGUUUUUGCGAUCGUAAUGACCAAAUUCUGGCUCUUCGCCGCCGCGGCUAGCCGAUCGUUGAGCUUUGGUUCGCUCGGCUUACCCGCCGAGCAUUUCAGCGCUCUGCCGACGCCGAAGCUUAACUUCUCCACCGUGCGCGGCUUUAUGGCCGUGCGAAUCCUUCGAUUGAUCGAAGUCAUCGAGCGCUACGUAUUGUUUGGACUCAGCUUAGCUUUAGCCGGCGUUCUCGCGUACCGCGCGAUGCUUCCGAGUCGAUGAACGCCGC